AUGGCUGCCAGUGAACCCUCCAGAUACCUGGCAAGGUCAUUGCCACGGGCCUUGGUGCCCUCUUCGCGGGCUCCGGCCUUUUGCUGGCGUCGCAAUGCCUCCGAUCAAGCGUCGACGAGAUCUCCGUCCGCCGACAUCAACGAGCUGGAGUCGACCACUCUAUCCACCCCUCUGUCGCAGGACACGGUGAAGUCCUUCAAUCCUCUCGAAAGAGCCAGAGCACGCAAGACGCAACUACCCCGGAGUCGUUAUCAAUUCCGCUCCCCCAAAUACGACCGUGGUCCUCUUCACCCUCACCGGCCUCCCCCGCCCUCUGAUCCCUCCUCUCGACUUUUCGUCCCCGGCCCCUUCUCCCUUCCCCGUGUCGCACAGACCUGGCAAUCAACCGUCGCACCGGACCUCCUCACCCUCCUCUACGUCCACAACCCCCCGGGAUUUAAGCCCCCGCCGAAGGCUCCUCGUCUCCGUUCAUGGGACGACAGCUCCCCGUACCACAAGAACCGAUCUCUGCGUGGCCCUCGUGGUGGUGACGUUCUCCGCCUCCUCCGCAAGCCUAUCACCUUCAACAACAUCCCCAAGAUCGAGCGCAUCACUCUCCACAGUUACGUCAAGCAGGCUGCCACGAACGACUCGUCAUGGCUGCACGUUGCUGGUAUGGCCCUGCAAGCCGUGACCAACGUCAAGGUUGAGACUUUCAAGUCCAAGACUAGCGUUGCCCAGUGGCACAUUGCCCCCGGUCGUGAUACCGUUGCCGCUAAGGCCGAGCUGCGCGGUGAGAACAUGCUGCAUUUCUUCGGAAAGCUGGUCGAUGUUGUCAUGCCCAGACUCAAGGAUUGGCAGGGUGUGAAGGGUAGCAGUGGUGAUAGCAGUGGUAACAUCACUUUCGGUCUUGAACCUGAGGAGAUGGCUCUGUUCCCGGAGAUUGAGGUGAACUAUGAUAUGUACCCCCCCAAAAUGAUCCCCGGUUGCCACAUCACCAUCCACACCAGCGCCAACACCGACAAGGACGCCCGUCUUCUGCUCAGCGCCAUGGGUGUUCCUUUCUACGGCAAGCUUGUCAACUGA
Aspergillus niger is the source of this 1065-nucleotide messenger RNA. Its product is annotated as mitochondrial 54S ribosomal protein uL5m. Gene Ontology annotation, biological process: translation. Gene Ontology annotation, molecular function: structural constituent of ribosome; RNA binding. The record is from RefSeq and is a predicted model, not a curated record. NCBI's taxonomy places the organism in Eukaryota, Fungi, Ascomycota, Eurotiomycetes, Eurotiales, Aspergillaceae. The coding region runs from base 1 to 1065 and encodes 354 amino acids. The transcript is spliced from 3 exons. Gene Ontology annotation, cellular component: cytosolic large ribosomal subunit; ribosome.